GAGCUAGCAUGUGGCAUCAAGGCAUAAUCGCCGGUUUUAAUGUCGAUAAGAACACUGGAAGAGCAUGUAGAUACGCGGGCCAGGCAGUGAGAGCUCUGCCCAUACGAGUGAUAACAGUGGGGAAAAAGAGAUCAGAAGGUGUUCGACUCUUGGUCGAUGAGUACAAGAUCAAGCUUAAACCCUAUUGCUCCUUCGAAGAUUCACUGGUUCGCUCCAAUCCUCGAAAUGCGCAGGAUGUUAGAGCUCAGGUUGAGGAUGAAGAGGCGGCUAUGAUGAAGCUUAUUGGGUCUGAUGAUUGGGUUGUGGUUCUUGACGAGAGAGGCCGUGACAUUGAUUCGGAGCAGAUGGCUGAGUUACUAGGUGAUGCAGGAAAUAGUGGUGCUUCGAGGAUAUCGUUUUGUAUAGGUGGAGCUUAUGGACAUGGAAGACAGGUGAGGAAGCGAGCUAAUGUGAUCAUUCGACUUUCGUCCAUGGUUCUGAAUCAUCAGAUAGCUCUUGUGGUAUUGAUGGAACAGCUUUACAGGUCAUGGACUAUUCUCAAGGGACAAAACUACCAUCACUGAUGAAUAAUAAUUUCUACUUUGAAGAUGACACUAGAGCUGAGACAAGAUAGGAACCAUUUCAGGCCUUGGCUUAGGUAAUGCGACAAGCGGCUCAGCCUUAGCCAUCGCCACACCAAACACAGGCCUCAUGUCUAUAUCUCCUUCUUCCACCUUCUCCCACUCAAAACACUGAACCAAUGCUCCAACAGCAAGCGCCACUGUCCUCAUUCCAAAUCCAGCUCCAGGACACGCCCUCCUCCCAACUCCAAACGGCAAGAACCUGAAACCAUCUUUAUCUCCAACAAACCCUUCAAAUCUCUCCGGCUUGAACACAUCCGCGUCUUCCCAAAGCUCACCGUCCCUAUGAACAGCCCAAGCAUUCACCAACAACAUUGUGUUUUCAGGGAUCUCGUAGUCGCCUAUGUUAAAUCUCUUUGAUGAGUAGUGAGGAAGCAAGAGCGGAGCCGCAGGGUAUAGCCUAAGCGUCUCAUAGAUGACACAUCGGAGAUAAGGUAAGCUCGAGAGAUCCGAGUCUUGUAUUAUCCCAUUGUGCUUAACAUUAGAUCUGAUUUCUUCUCUGAGCUUCUCGAGCUUAUCUGGAUGGUUCAGUAAAACCGACAUUGCCCAUUCCAUCACCCCAGGUGAAGUAUCCGUUCCGGCGUUGAACAUUAGCACCACAAUUCCUUUGAUAACAUCAUCUGAGUAGAACUCUGGCUCUGUUUCUUGAAGGCGCAAGAAUUUCUCCACCAGCGAACCGGUGGAAUCAGCUUUCUUCACUCGGAUUUCAUCUAUGAUUCGCUGAAGAUACUCAUCUCUCAUCCUCUGCAUCUCCAUCACUCUCUUCUCAAUACCCUUGUACCCAAUCCACCUUAGCACUGGGAAAUAAUCGCAGACGUUCAUGGACAUGCUGGAGAAAAACCUCGAUUUGAAAUCAUCCAAGAACCUCUUCUCUGCUUCCGGAUCGCUCCCUUCGACACCACGGUUCCCAGAUACUAACCUGAGCAUGACGUGAGCGGUGAGAAGAGUGAACUGAUACUUGAGAUCCGCUUUCCGAGAGUCACGGGAUAGACCGAAGAGAAUCGAACAGAGAUUCGAGACUUCUUGGUUUCGGAUGAAGGAGUUCUUCUGGAGACUUGCGGAGGAGAAGACCUCGAGGGUGGAGAUACGGCGGAGAGUUCGCCAGAGAUCGCCGUAAGGAGCGAAACCGAAGUUUUUGUAGCCGUAGCUGAAAUGAUCGGAGGUGAUGGUCCUGGGGCGGUUCGCGAGGGUUUGGUCGUGAUUGGUGAAGCAUUCCUGGAUGGAUUCUGGGGAAGAGAGAACCAAAACGGGACGGCAUCCGAAUUUGAGGAAGAGAACCGGGCCGUAGUUUGAAGAAAGGAGAUGCAGAGCUUGUGGUAAAGGAUUCUUCUUGAUGAGGUGAAGAUGGCCGAUGAUCGGAAGAGGCGUGGGGCUUGGGGGUAGUUUAGUGUUUUGACUCCACAGGGAUUUGGCGAUGAAGAAGAAGGAAGUAGCUGCGAGAGAGAAGAAGAUGAACCAGAGAUUUUCCAUUUUCUUUUUUUUGGUCAACGCCGGAGAUUUGUCGUUCGUUUUUUUUAGUUUUUGCCGUCACAAAGUAGUCAACACUUGCUGCUUGUUUGACAAAAAGAAGAAACAAAACGUAUUCGACUUCUGUUGAACAAUAAAAACGAAAAAAAUGUUUACUUAAAGCCAGUUUCUUAACAAACUAAUAUUUUGGCUUUUAGUAUUUAUGACUUAUACUGAUAAGUG
Thlaspi arvense is the source of this 2309-nucleotide messenger RNA. The record is from the annotation of a GenBank genome assembly. NCBI's taxonomy places the organism in Eukaryota, Viridiplantae, Streptophyta, Magnoliopsida, Brassicales, Brassicaceae.